Messenger RNA from Cannabis sativa, 753 nucleotides. RefSeq lists its product as uncharacterized. The transcript has a single exon. The record is from RefSeq and is a predicted model, not a curated record. NCBI's taxonomy places the organism in Eukaryota, Viridiplantae, Streptophyta, Magnoliopsida, Rosales, Cannabaceae. Bases 1 to 753 code for a protein of 250 amino acids.
AUGGAAUACGUGACCCAGUUGUUCCAGUUUACUACUAAAGACUCCAAUUUCAGGUAUCACCCUUUGUGCAAAGGCUUAAAUCUUAUUAAUCUGUGCAUUGCUAAUGACUUGAUAAUUUUGAGUAAAGGGACAAGACAAUCUCUUCUAGUCGUCAAAACUAUUCUAGAUGAGUUCAGUAAUACUACAGGGCUUCUCAUUAAUCCUCAAAAGUCUCACAUUUAUUUUGGUGGAGUGAGUAAUACUGAGAAGGAAGGCAUUAUUGCUGAUUUGUCUCUUGUUGAGGGCACCUUUCCUUUGAAGUACCUUGGAGUACCUUUAAGGCCUACAAAAUGGAAAGUUGAAGACUGUGGGAUAAUCAUCUCAAAAAUCAAGCAAAGCUUAUACACAUGGGCUAGUAGAGACCUCUCUCACGCAGGUAGAACCCAACUUAUUCACACUAUUCUACUUGGCCUCAGAAACUACUGGAUGAGUAUUUUUGUCCUUCCUCAAAGUGUUACUAAAGAGGUUAAAAGAUUAUGUAGGGGUUUCUUGUGCAGAACUAAGGAUGAGAGAAGCAAGAUACAUAUGACCUCUUGGGAGAAAGUUUGUUUUUCGAAAGCUUAUGGAGGCCUUAGUUUCAAAGAAGGCACCAAGUGGAAUCAUGCUAUACUGGUUUCAAAGAAGGCACCAAGUGGAAUCAUGCUAUGCUGGCCAAGUAUAUCUACGCUAUCAUGGAGAAAAAUUACCUUCUUUGGGUUAAAUGGGUCAACCUAA